AAAAAAAAAAAAAAAAAGAAGAGUGAUUUGUGUGAAAAAAUUCCGAAAAGACGGAUCGAUAUAGCAAAAAGGAAGAAAGAUGGUGGAGAAAGGAGGAGUUGAAGAGAAAGAAAUCAACGACUGGCUUCCGAUCACCUCCAACCGGAACGCCACCUGGUGGUACUCAGCCUUCCACAAUGUCACCGCCAUGGUCGGUGCCGGCGUUCUCGGCCUUCCGUACGCCAUGUCUGAACUUGGAUGGGGACCUGGAAUCACUGUUAUGAUUCUGUCAUGGAUCAUCACUCUGUACACUCUGUGGCAGAUGGUGGAAAUGCACGAGCCGGAACCCGGCAGUGGCAAGAGGCUGGACAGGUACCAUGAAUUGGGACAGGAAGCUUUUGGUGAGAAACUAGGGUUAUGGAUUGUUGUCCCACAGCAGCUCAUGGUUGAAGUAGGAGUCAACAUUGUAUACAUGGUCACUGGCGGGAAAUCCCUCAAGAAAUUCCAUGAUCUCGUCGCUCCCAACGCCCCUAUCAUCAAGACCCCUUAUUUCAUCAUGAUCUUUGGGUCUGUCCACUUGUUCCUGUCCCAUCUCCCUAAUUUCAACUCCAUUGCUAUGAUCUCCCUUGCGGCUGCCAUCAUGUCUGUCAGUUAUUCGACAAUUGGGUGGGUGGCUUCUGUUCAUAAAGGUGUACAGCCAGAUGUGCAAUACACGCCUAGGGCAUCAACCGGCAUUGGAAAGUUUUUCCAGUUUCUCAGUGCUUUAGGUGAUGUAGCCUUUGCUUUCGCGGGGCAUAAUGUUGUCUUGGAGAUUCAGGCUGGAAUUCCAUCCACGGUUGAGAAGCCGUCGAAGAAACCUAUGUGGAAAGGUGUCUUGCUGGCCUAUAUAGUCGUGGCCUUUUGCUAUUUUCCAGUUGCGUUUAUUGGUUAUUGGGCAUAUGGGAAUUCGGUUCAGGACAACAUCUUGAUCUCGCUCGAAAAACCUGUUUGGCUUAUUGCUAUGGCCAACAUGUUUGUUGUGGUCCAUGUCAUUGGCAGUUAUCAGGUUUUUGCAAUGCCAGUCUUUGAUAUGGUGGAAUCCUACUUAAUCAAAUCUUGGCAUUUUACUCCCAGUUUUCUACUUCGUUUGGUCAUUCGAACCUCUUAUGUUCUCCUAACAAUGUUCAUAGCCAUUGCUGUUCCUUUCUUCGGUGGACUUCUAGGGUUCUUCGGAGGGUUUGCUUUUGCGCCAACAACCUAUUAUCUUCCAUGUAUCAUAUGGCUCGCCAUCAAGAAACCUGCAAAGUAUAGCCUGAGUUGGUUUAUAAAUUGGAUAUGCAUAAUUUUGGGAUUCACCUUGAUGGUAUUGGCUCCUAUAGGAGCACUAAGAGGACUCAUAUUGGACGCCAAGAGUUACAAGUUCUUCUCGUGAUUUCACCUUGCAAGAAAAAUGAAUAUCGUUGCAACUUAUGAAACCUUUUAUUUUGUAAAUGUGCUGGGAUAUUGUUAGCUAUCCAAUUACGAUAAAUAAUUAAAGAUUUGACUUCUUAUUUUAAUUUGGUUCAAAAAAUUGUAACCUUUAUCAAACUAUAAAAUUUCUCGGAAUGUACUACAUUAUGUUAUUUGGUAGGGUUGCUUUACUUCUGAAUUAUUGCUUUUUCAUAA
Oldenlandia corymbosa var. corymbosa is the source of this 1623-nucleotide messenger RNA. NCBI's taxonomy places the organism in Eukaryota, Viridiplantae, Streptophyta, Magnoliopsida, Gentianales, Rubiaceae. The record is from the annotation of a GenBank genome assembly.